Sardina pilchardus (European sardine) is the source of this 3570-nucleotide messenger RNA. RefSeq names its product serine and arginine rich splicing factor 11 (gene srsf11). Lineage: Eukaryota; Metazoa; Chordata; Actinopteri; Clupeiformes; Clupeidae. The transcript has 11 exons. Gene Ontology annotation, molecular function: RNA binding. The coding region runs from base 1828 to 2901 and encodes 357 amino acids. The record is from RefSeq and is a predicted model, not a curated record. Gene Ontology annotation, cellular component: nucleoplasm.
UUCUGUUGUUUGUGUCUAACAAAUCCAUGCUGGAGUUGCACUCCAAUCAUAACUUGUAUUCUGUGCAGUCCAUGUAUUGUACUCUAUGAAUAUCAAGACUAGCGUUGGUAAUGCCAAAGCAUGUUGUCGUAAUAUCAGUUAGUAGGAUUUUGCUGAACAUUGUUCCCUCAAAUGUUUGGUCUAAAUGGAAGCAACUUUGUAUGGAAACAAGGAGACAAACAGAGCCCUGGCCUCCAUAUGCAGCACGUGUCACGCCUUGUUACAUUUGAAACUCUUUGCUCAACUCUGUCUCUUUGUCAUUUUGUGUGAUUUUCGUAGCAGACCAGAAAAUUGAAUCUCCAGCUGGUUGAUGGUUGAAAGGUGUGCCUCCUGAGGAUUGUAAAGCUUAAAGGGCAACAUGCGUUCAACAGACGAUAUCCUGUAUAUGCAGUCUCUAUCUCUGUUUUAACACAUCUUUAAGAUUUAAUCAUGCCAACUCAGAGAUGGACAGAGUGCACCCUAAAGAGAGAUGCACACAAUCAUAGCCUUAAUCCAGAUGAAACACUUAUCUGUUUUAUAUUUCCAUAAUAAAUUGAAGAGCAUGCAACUACACUAAAUGGUGUGGGUGUUACAUUUGGGUGAAACAACCCUCUGCAUGUUUGCUAUCAUGUCCUUUGUUUUGUCUGAGGUUUGUUAUUAAGGUGUUUUCCCUCCAUGCUCUCUAUGGUACAUCCCAUUGAAAGCAUUUUUCUGCCACCCUUCUACUAAGUGCACUAAUAAAGAGACCUCGGUCAAAGCAGUGUAAAUUGCAGUAGAAUGUUUUUUUAAGUGAUCCUCUCCAAAUGAAUCCGGAGGCGUGGCUACAGCGAAAGAUGUUCUUAACGGUGGUUUUCUUUUUUUGUUGUUGUGUUUUACAGUUCUUUUUCCUGGUUCAGCCAGUCCUAAAUACCUGGCCCGCGCAGAAAAUGCCACCCAACCGUUUUGUCUGCAGCUUGUCCCGUUUCUCAAGUGUUCUCUGUUCUCUUUGUUGUGUUCUUCAUGAAAACAGACAGAAAGCAAAACUAAACAUAAAAAACAACAACAAACAAACAAACAAACAAACAAUCAAACAAAACACAGUUAAAUGCAAUUGAUUUCAGAUUGCACAUACAUCCACGGAUGUCAUUCAUCUCACAAGACUUCUAUAUUUUUCUUCACCUUUUCUGUUAUUUCUUCUCUUUAGCACUCGUCCCACACUGUGUGUGUAUAUCAGUUAGGGGGCUUUUGCUGGCCUUGAUUGCAGACACUCAAGGCACUGCAGAGGUCUCUUCUCAUUUAGAGCAUAGACUAAACUCUUACGUUUUUUAAAGAGAAUUGUAGCAAGCAGCUGUGUGUUGGCUUUAUAAUUUUUUCCUCAUAAGAGUUUCAUGUUAGUAUAUGUUAGUCCUGGCAACAUUAACACCAGCAAAAGCCCAUGAAAUAAUAAUUAGAUUUUUUCUUUUUACAUUUUUUUUAUUUGUCUCUCUGUAAUGGUAAGUUUUUUUUCUUUUUUAGCCUGUAGUCAUGCAUUUUGAAUUUGCUGUGUCACUCCGAAGUUAUAAACCCUGUUUUGUCUAUCUUGAUGUGUUUGUGUGCUUUGUAGCGAAGCAGCCGACGCGAAUCGAAUCGCUUGUUCAUAAAACAUCUUAUGAAACUUGAGAGCACAUCCCACUGGACUGCCGGCUGUGCUUGCUUUCAUUUGGUUCAUGACUUAAAAAAACAAGUUCAGGCGUGAUUCCUGACGAAUCAAAAGCUCUGUCACUUCUGGCCCCAGCCAAUGCUGUCGCGGGAUUGCUACCAGGUGGAGGGCUCUUGCCCACUCCGAACCCAAUGGCAUCUAUGGGAGGAGUUCCUCUCGGUGGUCUCGGCGGCCCCAACAUGGACCCCACUAUGGCAGCUCUAGGGAUGCCUGGGCCCAACAUGAACCCCCAGUCCCUGUCUGCCGACCAGCUUCUGAAGCUGAUGACCUCUGUGGAUCCUAAGUUGAAUCCGAUGGCGGCAGGGCUGAAUCUGAACCCCGGCCUGAAGGCCGAUGCAGCUAACAAGGAGAUCGAGGAAGCCAUGAAGCGUGUCAGAGAAGCACAGUCACUGAUAUCAGCAGCCAUUGAGCCUGGAAACAAGAAAGACGACAAACGGAAACAUUCAAGGUCCAGGUCAAGGUCACGCCGGCGGAGGUCUCGCUCUCGUUCCAGACACAGGCGCUCCAAGAGCCGGUCCAGACGACGCUCUCGCUCCAGAAGCAGGAGGAGGUCCAAGAGUCCCAGGAGGAGGAGGUCUCACUCAAAGGACCGGGGCAGACGCUCCCACAGCAGGUCCAGGGACAGGAGGAAAGAGGAGAAGGUUCGCAAGCGCUCCAAGACGCCACCCAAGAGCUACAGCAGCGGCCGGCGAUCUCGGAGCAUCAGUCGAAGACGACACAGGAGGAGCCGCAGUGCCUCCCGAUCGCCCAAAAAGUCCCGAUCGCCUCGCCGCAAACUGUCCAGGUCCCCCUCGCCCAGAAGGCACAAGAAGGAGAAGAAGAAGGACAAGGAGCGUGAGCGGGAGCGGGAGCGAGACCGGAAGGACGACCGCGACCGCAGCCGGGACAAACGGGAGCGCUCGCCCAGCAAGAAGAAGAGCAGGGACAAGGACAAGGAGAGGGAGCGCAAGUCAGACAGCGAGAAAGGCGACGUCAAGAUCCUGUCUGUUUCUGAUUGCCAGGUGACCAGAGAUUACGACGAAGAGGAGCAGGGUUACGACAGCGACAAAGAGGAAGAGGAGCGAGACAAAGGCUCCGACUCGGCCCACUCGCCCCAAUCCCAGGAGCCCGUGCAGGAGAACGCCGAGGAAGAGGAGGAGGCGGCCAAGGGCUCCGAGGGCACCAGCGAGGACCAGCAGGACGAAGACAUGGAGAUGAGCGACUGACCGCUAGUCCCCCCCGUCACCAUGACAACCACCCUAUCCCCAACCCCACCACCCCUUUCUCAACUACUGGACACGCAGGCUACCCUGCCGUCUUCUUAAAUACCAUACCUUGCGCUUUUGGGAUUUUUAGAGCCAGUGAUCUCGUUCUCCCUCGUUAUGACGGGGGGAUACAUACUGUUCUACUGUAUAUCUUAUUACUAGUAAGUUACCUUAGAGCAUGUUCAAAACAAUUUGCUUAUUUGUAUAUUUGAGGAUGAAUAAUAAAAAAUAAAAAAAAAUGGAAAAAAAUGGUUAUGUUAAGAAGAAAUGUGAUUGAGUUUAUAUAAUUUGUCAAUGAUGAGGGUGCGAGUGAGCAGAGCUUAUUCACGCUAACUUCCUGUAGCCUAUGAGGGGCCUUUCCUAUUCAAGACUGAAAGUGCUUCUGUGUUACUCAUCUUUAGACUGUAAUUAAAACUCCACAAGUCUUGGUGACCGGUGAGAUUUCUUUAGGUUCAGUGCGUAUGUAGAUUGACCUGGUAUUGGUCUCGGCUUUUUUCAGACUGAAUGGAUCUUUUUGGCUUUUGUGUUCUUCUCUCCUUCCAUUUCCUGUUUGUAAAAAUGAAUGGUUGUUAAUUAGGUAGCACUCAUUGCAACAUGUUUUACCAUGAAAUUAAAAACCAAAAAUUCAAA